UUUAUUUGAAUAGAUGACAUCACUUGGAAUGAUUGUCUAGAGAAACAGGCACUAAUUAUUAAUCAACCUGGAAAACUGCUGUGCAUUGUUUCGGCCAAUCCUUCUCCUCAAGUUUCCUGGGUAAAGCUAGAGGGCACUAAGGAUAUUGAGUUGGAUAAAACCCGCUUUACAGUUGAGUCAGAUGGAAUUUUUAUGUCUAAGGUGCACGAAAAAGAUGGUGGAAAGUAUCGUAUCCAAGCUAUGGUUACAGAAACUGGGAGAUUCAAACAUCGAGACAUUAACUUGGAAGUUCUUAUUCCUCCUAACAUCACAGAGUUUCAGGAGAAAGCUCAAGCAAUCGAGGAGAAUGACUUGGUUCUCAAGUGUGUGGCUAGUAUUGCUAACCCUACUCCUUUGUAUUCUUGGUUUGAUAAGAAUGAUCAUCAACUUCAAACUCAAGAAAGAUUUUCAGUUGAUAAAACUUUGGGAACUCUUACAAUACAAAAUGUUAAGAAAGAAGAUGCAGGCGAUUACUCUUGCGUAGCUCAGAAUGAAGCUGGACAAGAUAAAAAACAGCUGCAGCUAACAGUUCUGUCCAAACCAAAAAUUCUGCAGUUUGAAAAAAAGAACACUGUUGAAGGAAAGUCAGCUUCUUUAGAGUGUCGUGCUUCUGGUGUCCCACAUCCAGAAGUGUCCUUACGUAAAGAAGGAUCACACAAGCAACUUGAAUCUGGAGGAAGAGUGAUUAUAGAGAACUUUCAAGAGAAGGAGAUUGUGAGCUUGAAAAUGACCAUCAGCCAAGUUAUGAGAGAAGAUGAUGGUCAAUACUUUUGUCGAGCAGAAAACAUAGCUGGUAAUAUGGAAAAAGCUGGACAUCUAACAGUUGAAUUUAAGCCACGAGUGAGUACUCCUAAGUCAAAGUUCAUGAAAACAUGGAGUGAAAACUCGGUCAAUCUAACCUGCAUUGCCGAUGCCAUUCCAAAUGCAACUGUCCAGUGGUCUUUUAAUGGUCAAGAGAUUAAGUCUGACCAGAGUGAAACUUACACUAUUUAUGGGAAAGGAGGAUACAGUAACUUGCUUGUGAAACCUUCUUCCAAAACGAAUGUGUAUGGCUCCUACGACUGUGAAGGGGUUAACAUUCAUGGGAAAGACAACAUUAUCAUCCAGUUAACCGAAGCUUCUGUCCCAAGAAAGCUAUUGGAAGUGAAUUACAAAGACAUUACAUCUACAACGAUCACCUUUGAGUUUGUGGGUCCUGAGGAUGAUGGAGGUAUGCCUAUUUCUUCAUACUUGGUGGAAUAUAGAGAAGAAAGUGAUUUACCAGAAAAUGUUAAAGUAAAAGAAAUGACUGCAGGAACAACUAACAUUCUGGAAAACCUGAAACCAAGAGCUACCUACAUUUUUCGAUUUGCAGCAAAGAAUGCAGUUGGCACAGGGAUGUGGCUUGAUAAAGAGUCAUGGACAAUGCCAAAAGAAUCAGCCCCUGAUCCACCAAUAAUAGUUUCACCCUCAGGAAAUAUAAGUGCAUUUCCAGACAAAAUAGAAAUUAGAUGGACUAUAAACCAAGACAAUGGAAAGCCUAUUAAACUUUUUCAACUACGUUACUUUAAGAUCAAAAAAGAUGGUGAAGACAAUUGGAAACAAAAUGGUCAAGUCAAAUUAGAGAAUCUUGUAGAUAACUGGCAAAGUGCCCAAUAUAUUAUAACUGGAUUGGAACCCAACACCUACUACAAAGUUCAGUUGAGAGCCAAAAAUGAGAUUGGUUACAGUCAGGACGAAACAAGGAUUUUCCAAACAGCUCAAGGAACUAUGGACAGUCAUCAUAAAGAACCCCUGACUCAGGGAGGAGGAGGAGUUUCUACUUCUGUAAUAGUCAUAGUUGUGGUGGUUCUCAUUCUGUUGAUACUUAUCAUCAUUGAUGUAACAUGCUAUUUCCGCUACAAGUGGGGAUUAUUGCAUUUUUUGAGAAAUAAUGCCUGUGGUAAAGCUUCCGAUGGCAACAGAAAUGAAAAAAUUGCCCUUGACGAAGAGAAGGGCAGCUUUCCAGUAAACGUGGAUGAAGUUAAAAGCACAGAUGAAGCUACUAAUUCUGCAUCUCCAGUUGAUGAUGAAAAGAACCUGCUCCACAAGUCUGAUGAAAAAACAAAAGAUGAUGAGGUAGCUCAAGAAGACACACCAAUGAUUCUCCAAAAUAGUGAGAAUGACACUGUGAUUGAAGAGGAUGACAAAAACGAAUACUCCAAGGAGUCUAAAACAAGCCUACAGUAGCUACAAAAAACAAUACUGUAAUAGCUCAACUGACCUAACUUGAAACAACAUUGUUUUUUAAUCUUUACAUAGGUUUUACCAAAGCCACACACUAUUUUUAAAGCAGAUUUUUUUUAUAAUUUUACAAUCAAAUAUUUUUUGCAUUGCUAGACAUGAAAAAAAAAUUGUUUUAUUGGUCAUAAACUACUUGAAAUUUUAGGUUUGUAAAUCCAUAGGCUUAGCACAUAGUAAUAAGGGUUUGAUAGUAAGAAACUGCUAUAUAGGAUUUUUUCCCCUAACUCAGCAGUUCUUUGCAUUCACAAAUUGCAAGCUGUUUUCCUUUUGUUAAUAUAAUAGACAAAAUGCUCUAAUAUUAAUUGUAUUUUGUCCGACAGCUUAUUUCAGUGAUACUUUAAUUUUAUUUUUUUCAUUUUGUUCAUUAAAAGGAAACAGGUAUUAAUCAUUUUUUUUGUAGAAAGUUACUGUGUUUCAUUCUUUCAUAUAUAUUUGUAAAUUGUAUUCAUUAUUUGUACAAAUGCAACUAUUUAGUUGGAUAUUGUUGUGCUAGGGAACCUUUUAUUGGGGUGAAAAAGGGGUAAAUUUUGUUUUACAAAAAUACUUACCAGUAAAUAUUUCUAGUUUAUCUUAAUAAGUAAUUGAUUGUUCAAAGAAAGUAUGUCAGUUAUCAUUGUGAUUAAUAUGCUUCUGAUAGAAAUUAAAUCAAAAAUAUUUUUUGAGGUUCUUUAACAGAUAUAUAGAGUAUAGCUAGUAUCUAUAAUACUUUGUCGUGUGUUUCUAUUUUAGCCUACAUGACAGUUUAGUUGAACUUGAAUACAAUGUUGUAACCUGUUACUGACAGUUAUAGUAAGCUAAUCCUAGCAGUCAACAUUGAUGUUUUUAUUUCCUUGUUGUUAAUAUAAAGUUUCUUACAUAUUACUUCAUAUGUUGCUCACAUGAAAGAGACCUAACAUUCUAGUCUUAUUGUGGUCAAAAUUUAGUACAUGCGCCAUCUAAGUCCGUCCAAUAAAUAGGAGCAUAGAACCAAAUAAAUCAAAUUUUUUCCCUCUCUGUCAUUUUUUGAAAAAAAGACUAACUGUUCUAUUGACUUCUUUCAGAGAAUAGUCUUGAACUUCAGAACUGCUUGAUUUCCUCUUGGAAUAACACACCCCUUGCCAUUAUUAUUUUAGUUCACAGAUUUUUUUUUUGUCACUGGGGGCUCGAAGUACCUUAUAUGAAAGGCAAAUAAAGUGUUUUGUAAAUAAAUAUCGUUCAAACAUUUAAAACUGGGUAUUUCAAAGGAUUUUAACAUCAUGCAGCUGAAGGACUUUUGGGGGUUAUAAAGCUUGAAAAUGAAUGUAAAUCUAUGAAUAUUAAACUCUGACACUGAAUAAAGACAUUUUCUGCUAUCAUGAAUAA
Molecule: messenger RNA, 3642 nt
Organism: Limulus polyphemus (Atlantic horseshoe crab)
Lineage: Eukaryota; Metazoa; Arthropoda; Merostomata; Xiphosura; Limulidae
Product: fasciclin-2-like
Exons: 14
Coding region: 193-2247 (684 amino acids)
Biological process (GO): axon guidance; cell-cell adhesion
Cellular component (GO): axon; plasma membrane
Molecular function (GO): protein binding
Source: RefSeq, a predicted model, not a curated record